Molecule: messenger RNA, 4026 nt
Organism: Xyrichtys novacula (pearly razorfish)
Lineage: Eukaryota; Metazoa; Chordata; Actinopteri; Labriformes; Labridae
Source: the annotation of a GenBank genome assembly
UUCUCCCGCCUACGCACUUCCGCCAGUUCCGACCGACACCGCGCUACCGGGAGAAGCAGCAGAUAAACAAUCGAAGACCCCGAAGCAAACUUCUUUGUUUCCCUAGCUUUAACCACCGCUUCAACCACACCAUGUCUGACAAGAUGAGCAUGUCUCUGGACGACAUUAUUAAGAUGAAUCAGAAAGGAACAGGCGGCAGGGGAGGAUCGUCCAGGUCGGGCGAAAGUUCAGGACGGACAGGCGGAUCGUCCAGGCCGGUGCGGAGUCGGCAGAAAAACUUCAACCGUGAGAGGAACAACAGAUCCACUCCUUACACAAGGGUAUGAAAAAGAAGCAGAUUCUCGAAAAAAGAACAAAUAGUGAAUUGUGUUUUGGUGUAUCUCGAUGGCUCGACGAGGUCCCGGUAGGUUUCAGGCUAGAGGACGGCGCUUUUGUAAUGGUGAAAACCACGAGUAACUGCGGGAAGGAAGCCUUAAGCCCCCAGACACAUGAAAAUGCCCACGCAUGUUCACGCAACCGGGCUAAAAUCCGACUAAUAUCUACAACUUUUAUGAUGGCAGAAAACUAAUCACCACGUGACACUUCCUUGGAUGGAGUUUUGCUCAAGAUGGCAGCUUUGAGUCGAGGAUGUCCUUUUGUUUGAGGGGUGAGAGGUUAGCUACUACCCGCCUAGGCCCCAACCUGUUGGUAAUGUCAAGAUUAGAGAUCAAUAUUAUCAUUUACAUAGGGGUCCACCGAUGAAUAAUUGAGUAUUGAUUUACGCCAAUACACGAUACGAUAUAUAUUGGUAUCAUGAAUAAUCGAGUAAUUCGCCGAUUGCUGAUUAGCGUUGCUAUGAUGUCACAUCAGUAUAAUGAUAGAAAGCUGUGUGCACCAGCGCUGAGUGAAAACCCUGUUCAAUAUUGUGAGUAGUCCUAUUAUUUUUAAUGGAAGACUUUAUCAUACUCUCAUGUUUGUACCAAAUCCUGCUGAUAUUUUAAGAGAAACAAAAUAGGUACAGUUCGGAGUUAAAAACGUUCUUUAAAAAAUAACAUCAGAUGCUGUAUUCACUAUGUGUUACAUCCAUACAGGUCUGGGUCCCCUUACCUCCUUUCUUGCAAGGAGCCCCCUCACACUGCUUUGUUUGUACAGUUGCACAGAACAGACAAACCAUGAACAGCAAUGAGCAUAGCUGUAUUUUGUGAGCAGCCACAGGUUGGAACAGAAAGAAGAAGUUGGUAGCACAAAAUAAUUUGAAUUUAUAGACAGGGGCACAUGGUGUUUCUUUUACCAUUUUGUACACAUACAUACAAACCUUUUGUCCUUAAUAAAUAAGGCACCAAGCCUGUCCUGUGCUUCAAUUUAUCUGUUAUUUUUAUCUUUUAUGUUAAAAUUUAUGUUAUUGUGACAGUCUAUUUGUUGUAUACAUUGGACAGGACAAACAUUAUUUCACAAAGUGCAGCAGAUCAUUUCCUAAAGUAGUAAUCGUCAUAAUAAUCAUUUCGCACUGCAGACACGGUUGUUCUUCUGCCUUAGCAUCUCAGCCUGAUUGCAUUUCCAUGAAGUAAUGAUCAUAAAUGUUCUUCCUUGAGCUGCUUAACGCCGCUUCACUUAUUAAACAACUUGUCAGGGCCCCCUUCAAACAAGCAGCCUCUGGAGGAGAGUGGGUGGUCCAUGGUUAAACCAACCUAGCCUUCAUCUCUGUCAUAUUCAUUGCUUUAAAAAUGGUCCAAUUCAUCAUGUCUUGUGUUGGGAUUUUGUGCCUCUAAUCACCAAACAUUGUGAUUUUUUUCCUCCAAUGAAACUUAUGACUGUUUGUUCUUUUUUCCUUUCCUCAGCCCAGAGAACUGCCAGACAAAUGGCAGCACGACAUGUUUGAGGACCAUGUUAGUGGUCGCAGGGAACAGAGUGCAGGAGCUGAGAGAAGUGCAGACAAUAGCAGCAAGCUGCUGAUUUCCAACCUGGACUUUGGUGUCUCUGACUCAGAUAUCAAGGUAUUUUUUGUGUGAAUCCCAGCUUUUCUGGAAACCAGCUAGUACUGUGUGUUUGGAGCAAGUCUGAUGGUUUUUUUUGUCUCUUCACAGGAGUUGUUUGCUGAGUUUGGUGAGUUAAGGGAAGCAUCUGUACACUACGACAGGUCCGGCCGCAGCAAAGGAACUGCAGAUGUUCAUUUUGAAAAGAGGGCAGAUGCUCUCAAAGCCAUGAAGCACUAUGAUGGUGUUCCACUUGAUGGUAAAAAUACAUUUCUCAUGCUAUGCUCAUGUUGUUGUGCUGAGUUAAUCUUUAGAAGCAAAGCGUUGUCAUAGUUAGAAAUACAUAAAAAAACGAUUGUUCAUUUUUCUCUUUAGGUUGUCCCAUGAAAAUCCAGCAGGUGACUUCAGAUAUGGACACACAGAGUAGACAAUCUGUACAAAGGUAAGUUAUGAGAGAGUGUUGAUGCAUUUUGUAAGAGCUCAUAAACUCCUUUUUUCCAUGCAGUUAGUUUUUUACAAUUUUCAAUCCAUGUGGGUUUUAGUCAAUUCAUUUUUUUUGGUGGCAGUGCAAAACAAAAUAUGAAUUGAAACUCACUAAUCUUAACCAAAAGUGCAUUUACAGAACAGAUUGGCCUUCUGUUUGUGGCUUGGCCUCUUAUUAAGACUGGUAACAUGUCCUUUUACAUAUGAAUACAGUUUGUCUUUCAAUAAUUGACUGCUAGACUUUUAUACAGAAAUCAUGAAAAUUGGAAGUUUGACUUUAAACAGGGAAGGGAGUAUUGACAUUCCCUAAAAAUGAGCCACUGAACUUGAAAGUCUUGUGCAUAUUGUGAGUCUGCCAAAGUUCUGCGACAAACUUCAACUAUCAUCACACCUUUUUACUUUCAUUUGUGUCCCGGUGCAAAGUUUCACAUUGCAUUACGGUGUUGUGGAGUUGUUUAGAGCCGUCUUUACAGAAGUCUUAAUAUUGCACCUCUAACUGAUUGUGUUUAAGUGGCUGAACUCAAAACAGCCCUGAAUACCAUAGCUUGGCUUUGUAGUUUAUUUCCCUUUUAAAGCAACAUUUGUGUGUGUUAUAUUUUCUGUUUUAGCCGAGGGUUUGAUCGCAGCAGGCUUGGACAGCCCAGGUUUGAAAGAAGUGAAAGAGGCGACAGAAGUGAAAGGGGUGACAGAAGUGAAAGGAGGCGAGGAGGCAGAGGUGGAAGUUUCAGGGGUCGAGGAAGAGAAAGAGGAGGGAGAGGAAACAGACCCCAACUUACCGCUGAAGAGCUUGAUGCUCAGUUGGAUGCCUACAAUGCAAAGGUAUGUACUAAGAAAGAAUGAAGCCAUUUAAGGUUGUGACAAAACUUUGACAGUUGUUGUUAAUGUACCAACCCUUGUCUUGUAUUUAAUUUCAGAUGGACACCAGUUAGAAGUCCUCAGAGAGAAGAAAGCUGCCCAUUUCCAUUUUUUUAAAUCAGGUUAAUCGAUGUUUUUUUUUUUUUUUUGACACAUUUGUUUUGAAGCCAUUUUAUUGUCAGGACCAUGAUGUGUUGAUGAUUUUAAUAUGUCUGAGUAUUUUUGUAGCUGUUUAUUCUUAGGCAUUUUUCCUAUUUGAGGAGAUUUCUCCUUGGCCACCAGCUCCUUUUGCCCUUCCAUGGAAAAUAUCUUGGAACUUUUCACAAAACUUUUUUUGUUUUCUAAAAUAAUGUGAGCAUGACUUAUUGGUUUGACAGAGGAUUACUGUAAAUGCAGCGUUGAUAAAUGUUGAAUUCUGUUUAUAGAUCUGCCAUUAUGAACUUGACGUAUCAACAAAUUUCAGAGUUUUGUACAUAAAUGAUUAUAUCAAACUGUAUUUGUGCUGUUUGUGGAUUCUUUGAGAAAGUCUUUCAGUUUUCUUUUUGUGUCUCACUGUCCAAAAAUGUCAGAAAUGUAAAUGUGUUGAGAUGAAAACAAGAAUAGGUCAUAAUUUUUUCAAAUCUGUGCGUUCUGACAUCAAGUUAGUCAUCUAUAGCUGUACAGGCAUCUUUUGUUGUUUUUGUGAAUAUCAAAAAAAUUAUGUAGUAAUUAAAUAAAGAUAGAGGCUAUGAAGCAG